Menidia menidia (Atlantic silverside) is the source of this 1037-nucleotide messenger RNA. NCBI's taxonomy places the organism in Eukaryota, Metazoa, Chordata, Actinopteri, Atheriniformes, Atherinopsidae. The record is from the annotation of a GenBank genome assembly.
CCUACUAAUGCCGAGAGGAGGAGGAGGGGAGGAAACGAGGGGAGAGGAAAGGACGCGAGGGAGCAACGGGAGAAAGGAGAGAAAAAAAGAGGGAAGGGGGCGGGGGGAAAAAAAAGAGAGAAAACCGAGAGACAGGGGUUAGUGGAUGUAGCUCUAGCUGUGGGCCGGGGGGUGAGCUACCUAACCCGGGCUGCUCGGCUGAAAUAUCCAUGGGUGGCUGUGUCGGGAGCCACCACGACUCUUCUGGCAGCUUAAACGAGAACUCGGACGGCACUGGAGUAGCUCUUGGGCGUAACCAGCCCCUAAAGAGAGAGCGGCCUAAAUGGAAAAGCGACUACCCGAUGACAGAGGGCCAGCUGCGCAGCAAGAGAGAUGAGUUCUGGGAUACGGCGCCAGCGUUCGAGGGCCGAAAGGAGAUCUGGGACGCGCUGCGGGCCGCGGCCAGCGCCUUCGAGAGUAACGACCACCUCCUGGCUCAGGCGAUCCUCGACGGGGCCAGCAUCACACUGCCGCAUGGGGCCCUUACAGAAUGUUACGAUGAACUGGGGAACCGGUACCAGCUGCCGGUCUACUGCCUCUCUCCUCCGGUCAACAUGAUCGAGGAGCGCUCCGAUGACCCCGACGGCUCGGACCCGGACUCCGGGGCGGCAGACCCGGCGGCGGCGGGCGGCGGCGGGGACCCGGGCGCCGGCGGCGGCGGCGAGUGCCAGCUCCGCCUCCGGCUGUCCACGGGCCGCGACCUGCGGCUGGCGGUGCGCUCCACGGACACGGUGGGCCUGAUGAAGCGCCGCCUGCAGGGCCAGGAGGGCGUGCCCGCCGCCACCCAGCGCUGGUUCUUCUCCGGCCGGCCCCUGACCGACCGCCUGCGCCUGGACCAGCUCAACAUCUCCCGGGACUACGUGGUGCAGGUCAUCCUGAGCCAGCGCCCGCCCCCGGAGCCGCCCACCACCCCGGGGCACACGCCCGAGGCCCCCGGACCCGGGGCGGGGGAGGGGGGGCCGGCGCAGACUCAGGAGCCCACGCCCGUGGAGAACUGA